AUGCAUUGGCCAAGCCUCAUCAUUACCGCGCUGACGGCAUCCUUCGCAAAUGGGCAAGGGGACUUCUCUACCCCAAAUGCCACUGGUGCUGGAGGAUGGGAAGAUGCCUUCAAAAAGGCGUCGUCUAUGACAGCCAACCUAGAUUUUGACGAAAAGGCAUUCAUUGCUACAGGCGUGAAUGGGCCAUGUGUUGGUAACAUUCCAGCUAUUCCUAGACUCGGUUUCAAAGGGCUCUGUCUUCAGGACGGACCGCUUUCGCUCCGGCAAAGCAGCUAUGCGAGCGUCUUUCCUGCUGGAUUGACGGCUGCUGCGACUUGGGAUAAAGAUUUGAUGUAUGAACGCGGUGUUCGGAUUGGGGCUGAGUUUAAAGCCAAAGGGGCAAAUAUUAUUCUUGGCCCUGUAGCUGGUCCACUUGGACGGUCCGCUCGCGGAGGAAGAAACUGGGAAGGGUUUUCUGUAGAUCCCUAUCUGACCGGUGUUGCCUUCUCCCAAACCAUCAAGGGAACACAGUCCCAGAAUGUUCAAGCUUGCGGGAAACAUUUCAUUGGCAACGAGCAAGAGACCCAACGAAAUCCAACGACGGAUAGUAACGGACAAAUAACCCAAGAUGCCGUAUCCUCGAAUAUCGAUGACCGUACCAUGCAUGAAAUGUACCUGUGGCCCUUUGCAGAAGCUGUACGGAGCGGUUUGUCUGCCAUUAUGUGCAGCUAUAACCGGGUGAAUCAGACUUAUUCCUGCCAGAAUGGCAAUCUUAUGAAUAGCUUGCUGAAGACCGAGCUUGGCUUCCAGGGGUACAUCAUGACUGAUUGGGGCGCGCUUCAUACAGAUGCUAUCUCGAGCACUCGGGCGGGUUUGGAUAUGCUUAUGCCUGGCCCACUGGGCCAGAAUACGUCCGUCUUUGGAUAUAACCUGACAGCAUUGGUGCAAGAUGGCUCGCUACCUGAGUGGAGACUCGAUGACAUGGUCAAGCGAGUUCUCACGCCGUACUUUUAUCUCAACCAACUUGACUAUCCUACUGUCGAUCUCGACACAGCUCAAAUAAAUGGUCAGACGUGGGGAGAGGAUAUCCCAAAAUAUGGCUACUCGUUCAAUUUAGGUAAUUUGUCGGACAUCAACCGAGAUGUUCGCGGUAAUAACUCUGCUUUCAUCCGAGAAAUGGGCGCAGCAGGCGCCGUUCUUCUCAAGAAUGACGAUAAUCUCCUACCCUUGAAAGACCCAAAACGUAUUAUUGUGAUUGGCAAUGACGCUGUCGGCACCACCGGAGGACCGUACUGGCCAGAUGAGAUUAAUGUAGUCAUGGCCGUCGGAGGUGGUUCUGGAACAGGGCGAAUGACCAAUCUAGUCUCACCGCUGGAGGCAAUCAAACAACGCAGUCCGAAUGCUUUUAUCCAAGCGCUCACUGAUAAUAACGGCAUUUACCAAUCAACUAUGAAUACACUCUACCCAGCCGCUGAUGUGUGCCUUAUUUUCCUCAAAGCGUUUUCUGGCGAGGGAUCUGAUCGACAGAGCCUACUGCCGGACUACAACGCGGAUUCCGUGGUAUCAAAUAUCACCAGCAAUUCUGCUAUAUGCCCGAAGACCGUUGUGAUCAGUCACUCGACCGUCCCUAAUGUACACCCCUGGGCAGAUAAUGUAACCGCGAUCAUUGCAGCCCAUGUCCCCGGUGAACAAGCAGGCAAUUCCAUAAUCGACAUUCUAUAUGGUGAUAUCAACCCGUCGGGAAAACUUCCCUAUACAAUUGCAUUUGACGAGAGCGACUACAAUGCCCCAAUCGCGGAUUUCACUAAUGAUAACAACGGCGAUAUGAACCUGUGGCAAUCUGAUUUCACCGAGGGACUGAUGCUCGAUUACCGUUACUUUGACUCGCAGAACAUUCAACCGCGAUAUGAAUUCGGAUAUGGUCUGUCAUACACCAAUUUCUCCAUAUCCAACCUCCAGAUCGCUGCCGCCAGCAAUAUUUCAACCUACCCGGCGACUCUGAACAGUAGUCUUCCUCCCCCCGGCGGCAACCCAGAUCUAUACACCGCUCUUGCUACUGUUAAUGUCACCGUCAAGAACACAGGCCCCGUUGCUGGACGUGCGGUGCCACAGCUCUAUCUCGGGUUUCCGUCGAACCCAGACAGCGGAGAUACAACAUCUAUCCCCCCGAAAGUCCUUCGUGGGUUUGAAAGGACUGCUUCAUUGAAGCCAGGCGAGUCAAUAGUUGUGCAAUUCGAGCUCCGGCGAAAGGAUGUUUCGUCGUGGGAUGUGGUGAGCCAGAAUUGGGCUGUUCCGGUAGGCUCUUUCAAUGUCUUUGUUGGUCAGAGCAGCCGUGAUGUUCCUUUGAAUGGGACAAUGAGUUUCAAAAGUUGA
Messenger RNA from Talaromyces proteolyticus, 2352 nucleotides. Its product is annotated as putative beta-glucosidase. The record is from RefSeq and is a predicted model, not a curated record. Gene Ontology annotation, biological process: glucan catabolic process. The transcript is spliced from 4 exons. Lineage: Eukaryota; Fungi; Ascomycota; Eurotiomycetes; Eurotiales; Trichocomaceae. The coding region runs from base 1 to 2352 and encodes 783 amino acids. Gene Ontology annotation, molecular function: beta-glucosidase activity.